This is a messenger RNA of Physeter macrocephalus (sperm whale), 5454 nucleotides long. RefSeq names its product PHD and ring finger domains 1 (gene PHRF1). Bases 232 to 5109 code for a protein of 1625 amino acids. The record is from RefSeq and is a predicted model, not a curated record. The transcript has 19 exons. NCBI's taxonomy places the organism in Eukaryota, Metazoa, Chordata, Mammalia, Artiodactyla, Physeteridae.
GCGGUGGCGGUGGCGGUGGCGGCGGCGGCGGCGGCGUUCGGGCCUAGUCGUAGUUCUCGCUCGGUCGGCGGUUGCGGCAGUGGCGGCGAGCGCCCGGUGGCGGCCGGCGGGGCGCGAAGUUCCGGUAGGUUCCUGGGUGUGAGUAUUUACCUCUCUCGUAGGCUGUGCUUCUCCAGGGCAGGACCCGUGCUGCACACAGUAGGGGUAGGAGCUGAACUCCAAUGUCCAGCAAUGGAUGAGGACAGCCUGGACGAGCUUGUGGACCGAAGCCCGGGGCCCGAUGGCCACCCGAGACUCCGUCCUGCCGCCCUGACCAGCGAUGCUGAAGAAAGCAGCGAUGCCCGCAGUGGGGGCUCUGAGGACGACACAUGCAGUGAGCACAGUGACGGCGAGGACGACGAGGGGGACCUGGAAGACGGAUCUGGUUCCGAGGAUUCCGAAGAAGACGGUGACGACGUGGACACGUUAGCGGCAGCAGCGGCUACUCGGGGGGCGCUGGAAGCCAGCGGUGCAUUUAACUCUGACGAUGAUUCGGAGAGCUGCCCGAUCUGUCUUAAUGCUUUCAGAGACCAGGCUGUGGGGACACCCGAGAACUGUGCCCACUACUUCUGCCUCGACUGCAUCGUGGAGUGGUCCAAGAAUGCCAAUUCCUGUCCAGUUGAUCGAACUAUAUUUAAAUGUAUUUGUAUUCGAGCUCAAUUUGGUGGUAAAAUCUUGAAGAAGAUCCCAGUGGAGAGCGCCAGGCUUGGGGAGGACGAGGAUGAAGACCCGACCUUCUGUGGGGUGUGCGGCAGGAGCGACCGGGAGGACCGCCUGCUGCUCUGCGACGGCUGCGACGCUGGGUACCACAUGGAGUGUUUGGACCCCCCUCUCCAGGAGGUGCCAGUGGACGAGUGGUUCUGUCCAGAAUGUGCUUCCCCCGGGGCCGCCCCUGCUGCUGACGCGGGUCCCGUGGGCGAGGAGGAGGUCUCCCUGCUCUUGGCCGACGUGGUGCCCACCACCAGUCGGCUUCAGCCACACGCGGGGAGGACCCGGGCCAUCGCCAGGACACGGCAGAGCGAGAGGGUCCGCGCGACGGUGAACCGGAACCGGAUCUCCACAGCCAGGAGGAUCCAGCAUGUCCCGAGGUACCUCGUGUCUCCUCUGCUGGACGAGACCAUCGAAGCCGUGGCCGCUGGGCUGAGCACAGCCGUGUACCAGCACUCCGGGCCGCGAGCCCCCGCCCGUCGGAGGAGGAAGGCAGGAAGACGGAAGAAAGUGUCGGGAAGGAAGAAAACCCAGUCCAGAUCAUCUGUGAAGAGCAGGAGCUCGGGGACAAGGUCCAGGAAACGCCAGGGUCGUGUGAAGAAGAGGAAAGAGAAGAAGAUAAAGAAUGAAGCCACGGCUCGUUCCCGCAUCGCGCGGACGCUGGGCCUCCGCAGGCCAGCCCAUGGAGCCUGCAUCCCCUCGGUGUACAAGCCUGCAGACCCCUCUCUGGGGCUGUUGCGUGCAGACAUUGGGGCAGCCUCUCUCUCCCUGUUUGGAGACCCCUAUGAGCUGGACCCCUUCGACAGCAGUGAAGAGGCAUCUGCGAGCCCUGCUUCCCCUCUGAGCGCCAAGAGGAGGAUUCUGUCCCGGUCAGCCCUGCGGUCGCACCAGCCCGUGGCCAGGCCCGUCUCCAUGGGGCUCUCCAGGAGGAGUACUCCCUCCAUGGCACCCCAGCCAGAAGUGGACGCGGACCCCGGCCCUGACCUGCUGGGGAGCAUCCUGUCGGGCCAGAGCUUCCUGAUGAUGAACGGUGCCGACAUCGUCAUCCACCGCGACGGCUCCCUCAGCGCCAAGAGGGCAGCGCCGGUUUCUUUUCCGCGAAACUCAGCUGGUCCGGCCAGAGGGGCAGGAGGCGCCAGGCCUGGGGCCUGCCUGCAGCCCGGAGGGACUUGGCCAGGAAGCGGGCCAGAGAGCUCAGCGCCCAGCCGUCCGGGCAGGGCCGCCCCGGGCACUCCCCCGGCCCCGGCCCCGCCCGCACCCGCCCAGGUCCCUGCGCUCGUGGUGGGGGCAGCUGUGAGGCUGGACUCCUCGGUGACCCCUCAGUCAGGCCAGGCUCAGACCUUGUCCAGCGCGAGCAGACCCAGCUUAAAACAAAGUGACGGCCCCCGAUUUAACGGCGACAGCAAGCACCCUCCGCCUCUUAGGUCUGCGGCAUUGAAGACCUCGAAUGGUAGCUCUAACUCGCCUUCCGAGAGCACGGUGCUGGGACGGGCCCCGAGACCGGCUCCCAGGAGGACGGACAUCUGCGAGCUCCCCAGGAUACCAAAGAUCAGGAGAGACGACCGGCGGGUGGGCGAGGUCCCCGCCGGCGGGCAGAGAGUCGAGAUUCCCAGCUCCUGCAUCAGCCGGCUGACGGGCAGGGAGGGCCCCGGGCAGCCUGGCUGUGGCGCCAGGGCAGAGGGUGAGCCCAGCAGCAGGGGUGCUCAGGAGCCCAGCACGCGCUCGGGGGGCGGCCCCCAGCCCCCUGCCCCGCUGGGCCCCUCCCGGGGGAAGGGUGUCGGCUCCACCUUCGAGAGCUUCAGGAUCAACAUUCCUGGGAACACAGCCCAUUCCGGCAGAGUCCUCAGCCCCGGCUUCUGUAACACGUUCCGGCCCGUGGACAGCAAGGUGCAGAGAAGAGAGAGCCCGGUGCCCCUCUUCUCCGUCAGGAAGACGAAGCAGCUCAAGAGCGAGAUCUAUGACCCCUUCAACCCCACGGGCUCAGACUCCAGCUCGGCCAGCAGCAGCCCCGAGCACCCGGGCUCUGGCCUUCUGCCCUCUGAGAUCACGCGCACCAUCUCCGUCGACAGCCCCAAGGCCCCAGCGCUGCCGCCCGUGCGCUGCGUCACCUCCUACACGGUGCAGACCGGCAUGAGGAAGGAGCCCGAGCCCCCCCAGGGGCCCUGCGGCCUGCCCGAGCUCCAGGGCGAGGAGGGGCUCGCGGCACAGGCACAGAGGCCGUCCCCGCCAGAGCCCUGGGGAGACGAGGACCCACCACCCCGCAGCUCCUUCUUUGGCUCAGAGGGGCGGACGGUGACUUGUGUGACUGCGGUGGAGCCGGAUGCCCCACCCAGUCCGGACGCCCUGCCCGCGACCACCCACAGGGUCGUGGAGCUGCGGUCCCCCACCCGUUCCCGCUCCAGGUCCAGCUCCCGCGGCGGGAAGAAAGCCCAGAGGCCGAGGGUCGGCACCAGGGAGCAUCGGAGGGCCCGCUCAGGGUCCCGCUCCUCACGCUCAGGGGACAGGAGCUCGCGGUCUGCGUCGCCACCGGCAGGCGAGGACCAGGCCAAGAGGCACCGGCCCAAGGCCCGGGAUCGGAGGUCUUCCAGCGACCGCUCCAGCAGCCGCGAGCGCACCAAGCGGAGGAAGGCCAAGGACAAGAGCAGGGAGAGGAGGAGGGGAUCCUGGGGCCGAGGCCGGCGGAGGUCCCGCUCCCGCUCCGGCAGCCCCGGCAGCUCCUCCCACGAGCAUCGCGAGGGCAGGAGGAAGAAGAGGCGGAGGUCGGAGUCCCGGUCUCGGGGGAGGGAGUGCUCGCCCCCCAGCAGCCUGGAGAGAUCCCGGAGGCCCAGGCACCCCCGGGAGAGGAGGGAGUGGCCUGACAGGGAGAGUGCCGCGCGGCUCCGAGACAGGCGAGGCUCCCGGGAGAGGAGGCGGCGUAGGUCCAGGUCACCCAGCCCCGAGCACAGGCCCCGGGAGCACCGGCGGCCUCGGUCCCGCGAGAAGCGCCCACGGCCCCGCCCCCGCUCCCCGGAGAGGAAGUUGGCCCCGAAAGAGGCUUCUCCAGCACCCCUUCCCCAGGGGGAGCCCAGGCUAGACAGGGAGCCCCUGGCCUUGGCAGGAACAGAUGCCUUGCUGGAGGGGCCCGAGGCUGACAAGCCCCCCACAAAGGUCCCCCCAGUCUUGGAGGUGCCAGCCGAGUACCCCCCCGAGGAUCUGGAUUACGGUGACUCUGUGGAGGCGGGGCACCUCUUCGAAGACUUUUCAAACGAAGCCAUCUUCAUGCAGCUUGAUGACAUGAGCUCCCCGCCCUCCCCGGAGAGCACGGACUCCUCCCCAGAGCGAGGCCUCCUGCCCAAGCCCACUGGGCCCCCGGCUGGCCAGCAGCACGACGCUGGCCUGGCUGUGGCCAUCAUCCGCAGGGAGGUGUCUCGGAUCCACGGUGAAGAUGUGGCGCAGCCCCUGCCCAGGAUGGAGAGCCCUCGAGAGAAGCACUUGCUCCAGCAGGACGUGGCCGAGGCAGCCACAGCUCCCUGCGCUUUGGGAGGCCAAGCCAUGGGUGGGGCGCCUGCGGGGAAGGAGGAGGGUCCCUCUCAGAACCCCCUGCUGCGGGCUAAGGCGCUGGUGAAGAGAGUCACCUGGGACCUCCAAGAGGUGGAGAGCGGUGCCCUGGCUGAGGACAGAGGCCUGCGGACGCCGCUUCACAGGCCGCAGAAGCCCCGGGAAACCGAGGACGCGGGCCCCGUGGCUGCGUUCCAGCAGGCUUCCUUCUCUGAGCCCCCUCCCCCUGGUUAUGCGCUUCCAGAGCCUGGUUUUCCUGAUGCUGACCUUUCUCAGGUACAGAGCCCGAACCUGCCCACCACCCCGGCUCUGCCUUCGAGUGUCCCACCAUACGCACCUGUUAGCCAGCCUGCGGUCCAGUUCCUCUUGCAGGGGAGCCUGCCCCUGAUGGGCUGUGGGGUGGCCCAGAGCCCAGCCCCAGUGCUCCCCGUCCUGACUGCGGCCUCAGAGCCGGCUGGUCAUGCUGCCACCGUGACCACCGCAGCUGCCAACAGCUCCGAGGAGAGGACAGCUGCUCCCAGGCCAGCCUCGGAGAAGACCAAGAACGAGGAGUACAUGAAGAAGCUGCACGUGCAGGAGCGGGCCGUGGAGGAGGUCAAGCUGGCCAUCAAGCCCUUCUACCAGAAGAGGGAGGUGACAAAGGACGAGUACAAGGACAUUCUGCGCAAGGCCGUGCAGAAGAUCUGCCACAGCAAGAGUGGGGAGAUCAACCCUGUGAAGGUGGGCAACCUGGUGAAGGCCUACGUGGACAAGUACAGGCACAUGCGCAGACACCGGCGGGCCGAGGCUGGUGAGGAGCCGCCUGCCCAGGGUGCCGAGGGCUGAGGCCCGCCCGGGGCCCUUCUGGCUGGAGCGGCCGAACCAGAAAACUCCGGGCACACCCGCCCUCCCGUUUUCAGGGUUCCUGGGAUCGCACGUGGUCUGUGCACUUGUCUUGCUCAGUUUAAAACUGGACUUUUAUAUGUAUAUUAUAGACACACACUGUUCCCAUUGUGUUCUAAUUUAUCAAAAACGGAUUAUCUUUAGAAAUGUCUUGAUUGGCUCGGUACUUGAAAGGGGAGACCUUUGGUGAAGAUAAGCGGCGGGGCGGGCGGGCGGUGCUUCUCCCACACGUAACCGUCUGGUCCCAGGGUUCCCUUGUCUGCUCGUUGUGUUUUGUAAGUGACUGCU